AUGCAUUUUACUAUCUCCCCAGUCAAAAUUCUCCUGCGCUUGCUCUUCUUCGCCACUGGGUUGCUGUUUUCUCUGUCGGCCUUCUCUUUCUCUUCCACCAAAGAUCCUAUCGACUCAAUUCAACUCAAUUAGGCUCAAUUAGGCUCACACAACAAUGUCGUUGAUAGUUCGUGACACAAUGACUCCAACAAACGACCAGCAGUCGAGUUUAAAUAACUCAAACGCAGCCAAUUUUUCCAUGAAAACUGCAGCGUCCAUUGACAUGCCUUCACCUCCGCUCUCCCCUUACACUAGAAGCGGCUAUGACGAUAACGACAGCAUACCUGCUCUGCUUUUCCCGCGGGCUUCAAAGCCCUUGACCAGCGACUUGAGGUAUUUGGAACUGAUAUCCUCCUCUGCUUCUCCGGCUCCAAAACCGAUCGCCACUUCCAGAAUCAACACCGUUUCAUCGAUUCCAUCCAUUGUCUCCACCCCAAAGGUUUUUGAAGCCAAGGAAAGCGUGCCCAUCUCCGCAGCGGGGACUCCAAAGGCACCUGAAACAGAUUCAAAACGUCCCGUAUCUUCGUACAAAACGAAAAGAAACUCGGUCCUUCAUAUCGAUCCUUAUAAGCAAUUGAACAAGCCAGGUUUUAAAAAGAACCAACUGGACUUCCUUUCCCAAUAUCAGUUCAAAAAUCUGAGCUCUUUCUCGCACGCAUCUUCAUCUUCUUAUGGCAACAGCUCCACGUCUUACUCUUACUCAAAUAUCAAGAGACCGAGAUCUGCAGUUCGUCAAACUUACGAGACUAUCAAGUCCAUAAACGACAACUCGAACUCCGACUCUGAUUUGGAAAAGCCAAGAACCCGCCGUGUUGUUCGUCAAAACAAGUUUGACCUUGAGCUAGUUGACAACACAAACUCCGAUUCAGCUCCAGUUUCGAGACCUUCAACUCCAGUCAGAAAGAGACUCCCAACCAACUCUUCAACUCCUUCAACCCCAAAGAGACAGCGCACUGCAACUCCAAUCGCAUACAACUACGACUAUAAAAAGAUAGAAGACUUUUGUCCCUCAUUAGACACUCUACCUGCAAAUAACAAAUGCCUCAAAACCGACUGGAAGGGACAGUCAAUGGAUUUGUCUACUGACCCCCUUAUCAAUGAACUUCACCCCGCAGAAGUCGUUUUAGCUUCUAUCUUGAGAUUACCUUGUGCCGUCUAUUUGGACUCGAAAAGAAGAAUUUUCCAGGAAAAAGUCAAGAGAAUGAAAUAUAAUCUCCCAUUCAGAAGAACGGAUGCUCAGAAAUCUUGCAAAAUCGAUGUUAACAAGGCUAGUCGUUUGUUUGCAACUUUUGAGAAAGUGGGUUGGUUUGACGAGUCUCAUUUCCAGAAAUACCUUUAAUUUUUCUUUUUUGUUUUCACGAUAAUGAAUAGGUCUACUAUUUUCAUUAUCUUUUGGGUUUGGCGCUUUUUUUUAUUUUCACUUUCUGUUUACCUUUUUCAAUCACCAGGUUACUGAUUGAUUCUGUUUUCAAUUUUAAUUGUUUUCUGCUUUUAGGUUCGGUUUUGCUUUUUAUUACAAAG
Pichia membranifaciens NRRL Y-2026 is the source of this 1560-nucleotide messenger RNA. RefSeq lists its product as hypothetical. Gene Ontology annotation, molecular function: protein binding; transcription coactivator activity; chromatin binding. Gene Ontology annotation, cellular component: SAGA-type complex; nucleus. The coding region runs from base 179 to 1378 and encodes 399 amino acids. Lineage: Eukaryota; Fungi; Ascomycota; Pichiomycetes; Pichiales; Pichiaceae. The record is from RefSeq and is a predicted model, not a curated record. The transcript has a single exon. Gene Ontology annotation, biological process: chromatin remodeling; regulation of transcription by RNA polymerase II.